Passer montanus (Eurasian tree sparrow) is the source of this 1842-nucleotide messenger RNA. RefSeq names its product citramalyl-CoA lyase (gene CLYBL). The record is from RefSeq and is a predicted model, not a curated record. Gene Ontology annotation, biological process: regulation of cobalamin catabolic process. Gene Ontology annotation, molecular function: (S)-citramalyl-CoA lyase activity. Lineage: Eukaryota; Metazoa; Chordata; Aves; Passeriformes; Passeridae.
AUGCGCGCACAGCUGGACCGGUGGCAGCGGCUGCAAGAGCUCCGGAGUGGGGAUGCUCCCGGGGUCCUGGUGUGGGAACCGACGCGGAGGCAGUGGAGGGGAGUGGGGAAGAAAAGAGGGGAAAAGCACAUUCAUGAAUGUGUUACAGACAGACAGAGUGCUUUUCCAGUGGCCUGUGGUGCCAUGGGUCUGAUGAAGCAGCAGAAAGCAUCCCAAGAAGCCCCAUACCUUGUCAAUGGUAAAAGCAAAGCGAGGUACAGCUCGGCUCGAGAAUGCUUUAUGGGCAUGACGAGUUAUUCAGAGUUAUCCACACCGGUGGAUUCUCUUCUGCCAGCUGGUGUUCUUAAGCUUAGCUAUCGCUUUACAUCAUCACACAAGUAUGUUCCCAGACGGGCUGUGCUCUAUGUACCUGCGGAUGAUGAAAAGAAGAUAAGAAAAAUCCCAUCACUGAAUGUAGAUUGUGCAGUGUUGGACUGUGAAGAUGGUGUGGCUCUGAACAGAAAGAGAGAAGCAAGACUGAACAUCGUGAAAACCCUUGAAGAGUUUGACUUAGGCCAAGGUGAAAAGUGUGUCAGGAUAAACUCUGUGUCCAGCGGCCUUGCAGAAGAAGAUCUAGAGGUGCUUUUGCAGUCCAAGACCCUGCCUUCAAGCAUGAUGCUGCCAAAGGUUGAAAAUGUUGAGGAAAUAAGAUGGUUUUCAGACAAAUUCUUACAUCACCUAAAAGGCCGAACACUUGUAGAACCAAUGAAUUUUAUCCCCUUUGUGGAAACUGCAAUGGGCUUGCUCAAUUUUAAGGCUGUCUGUGAAGAAGCACUGAGAAGAGGAUCCCAGGUUGGCUUCCAUUUGGAUGCAGUUGUCUUUGGAGGAGAGGAUUUCCGUGCCAGCAUAGGUGCAACAAGCAGUAAGGAAACUCAUGAUAUUCUGUACGCCAGGCAAAAAAUCAUAGUCACAGCAAAGGCAUUUGGCCUUCAAGCAAUAGACCUUGUUUACAUUGAUUUCCAUGAUGAAGAUGGGCUCCGCAGGCAGUCGAGGGAAGGCGCCUCAAUGGGAUUCACUGGUAAGCAGGUGAUUCACCCCAACCAAAUUGCUGUUGUCCAGGAACAGUUCUCUCCGAGCCCUGAAAAAAUAAAGUGGGCACAAGAACUGAUUUCUGCUUUUGAAGAACAUCAGCGAUUAGGCAAGGGAGCGUUUACUUUCCGCGGGAGCAUGAUCGACAUGCCAUUACUGAAGCAGGCACAGAACAUUGUUACACUUGCCACAGCCAUCAGAAAAAAUGAGCUGGUAAAUGAAGCUCUCGCCAUGGGGCCCCAGUAGCUGUUUUUUUAAAAGAUGACUAUAAUACUUUGGGGGGGGAAGGGGGGUGUAAAAUUAAAGACGUCAGGCUUAAACAGAAAUUCAUUUCCAUUUUGCAGAUCUGUCAUAGUUUGCUUGCUGGAAUUGCUAAUUACUAAAACUAUUCCCAACUCAAACCACUGCUCACUCCUGCAUGGCCCAUGCUCUGCUCAUAGCCUGCAAUGAAGUUACAUCAUCAAAUCUGUGACAUCACAGUAAUUACUGCAAAUGUGGGAGUACGACUUCUCUGAAGGAGAAGGGCAAAACAUGAGCCCUGAGCUCUGUUAAAAGAGCAGAUGGAAAUUAAUUCGAUUGUUUCUAUUUCUUUCUGUGCUUCUUCCUGCUCUGAUGCUGAACUCCUGGCAGAAAGGAGAAAGCCUUGAAUAAUUACGCACCAGUUGAAAUAACUGCAAUGAAAAUCUUUACCCUGUGUGAGCUUUGCUUUCCCCCCACACCGCCCUUCUGUAAAUGUGCAACAGCCAUUAAAAAUAAUGCUCCAACAAUGCAGGA